This is a messenger RNA of Babesia bovis T2Bo, 298 nucleotides long. RefSeq names its product Tim10/DDP zinc finger family protein. Bases 6 to 278 code for a protein of 90 amino acids. NCBI's taxonomy places the organism in Eukaryota, Apicomplexa, Aconoidasida, Piroplasmida, Babesiidae. The record is from RefSeq and is a predicted model, not a curated record. The transcript has 2 exons.
ACAUAAUGGAUUUAUCUGGUUCUGUUGGAAGUUCUCAGGGCGAUAAGGAGAAGGCUGAGGCCCUGUUAACAUUACAAAAGGCUGUCCAAUCGCAGAAGUUGACUUUAAAGAUGUUAGGUGUUUGUUUUGAGCGUUGUGUUUCUUCUCCUGGUGAGUCGUUGACCAGUGCUCAGCAGACUUGUCUUUGGCGUUGUGCUCAGCGUAACAUUGAGACGCAAUAUUUUAUUAUUAAGCGUCUUGAGGGCAUGGCAUCUUCUAUGAAGGCUGGGGAUGUAUAGAUUCUUAUAUUUAUCCCUUG